Molecule: messenger RNA, 798 nt
Organism: Guillardia theta CCMP2712
Lineage: Eukaryota; Cryptophyceae; Pyrenomonadales; Geminigeraceae
Exons: 2
Coding region: 1-798 (265 amino acids)
Source: RefSeq, a predicted model, not a curated record
AUGUGGGGGGAGGUCAACCUCGACGCCCUCCAUGUUGCAGCGUCUGAGAAGAUUCGCAAACAUCGCGCUGCAUAUGCUAUGACUACUCCUCCUCGAGCGUUCAUCCCUCUUGCCAUCUCGACGGACGGUACCCUGCAUCCUGACACCCUCCGCUUCAUCGGGUAUCUCGCGGACAUCAUUGCUCAGCGCUCGAUGCCUCUUGAGGAUGCGGCGUUUGGUCGGCACUUCGUGCCUGAUGACGGCCCUGCUGCUGAGGUCCUGGCUCGCAAACGCGCCGCCACCUAUCAGCGCCUCACUAUGCAGCUGACGCUGGAGGCGCUCUUGUCUGGUGCGAGGCGCAUGACGCCCUUGCGGGCGCAAGCACUUCUCGAGCCAGAGGACAGCUCCUCCUCGGACUUUGUCGAGUCGCCCGAGGGGGCGCUCUUGUCUGGUGCGAGGCGCAUGACGCCCUUGCGGGCGCAAGCACUUCUCGAGCCAGAGGACAGCUCCUCCUCGGACUUUGUCGAGUCGCCCGAGGAGUCUUCGCCGGAGGUCUCCGACUCCGAUGGGGGAAACCCUUCGAGUGGCCCCGACGAUCGGCGCGGAGCUGGCGAGGCGUCUCCGUCCCUCACUGUUACGUCGGGUGCCUCCGGAGAGCUCGACACCACUGGGGUGCUUGCUGCCCCAGGCGGACCCCCGGGCAGCUCCGGCUCCUUGUCGGCGGCUGCCCUUUCUCCGUCCGCGGCCGCCCGCUUUGUGGCGGCAGCGGACGUCUCGACUGACAGUGGUCAGUCGGCUGCCUCCGGGUAUCGCGUCUAA